ACCUGGCAGAAGGCUACUAUGGAAGGGGAUGGUUCCGAAACGCUGGUUACCAUUAAGAAUAUCGAAAGAGAGCUCAUUUGCCCCGCAUGCAAGGAGCUUUUUACCCAUCCGUUGAUUCUCCCUUGUCAACACAGUAUCUGUCAUAAGUGUGUAAAAGAACUCUUGCUGACACUCGACGAUUCCUUCAACGAUGUGGGAUCGGACAAUUCCAAUCAGAGCAGUCCUCGACUCCGGCUCCCCUCUCCUAGCAUGGACAAAAUUGACAGAAUUAGCAGACCAGGCUGGAAGCGCAGCUCCCUGACCCCUAGGACCACCACUUUUCCUUGCCCUGGCUGUGAGCAUGACGUGGAUCUUGGAGAACGAGGAAUCAAUGGUCUGUUUCGCAAUUUCACUUUGGAGACCAUUGUCGAGAGGUACCGGCAGGCAGCCAGGGCAGCCACGGCCAUCAUGUGUGACCUCUGCAAACCCCCACCGCAGGAGUCCACAAAAAGUUGCAUGGACUGUAGCGCGAGCUAUUGCAAUGAGUGCUUCAAAAUUUACCACCCGUGGGGUACCGUGAAAGCUCAGCAUGAGUACGUGGGCCCAACCACGAAUUUCAGGCCCAAGAUUUUAAUGUGCCCAGAACAUGAAACUGAGAGAAUUAACAUGUACUGUGAGUUGUGUCGGAGACCGGUUUGUCACCUCUGUAAGCUGGGUGGCAAUCAUUCCAAUCACCGAGUAACCACUAUGAGCAGUGCCUACAAGACCUUAAAGGAAAAGCUUUCAAAGGAUAUUGAUUACCUUAUUGGCAAGGAGAGCCAGGUGAAGAGUCAAAUUUCUGAACUCAACUUGUUAAUGAAAGAAACCGAGUGUAAUGGAGAGAGAGCUAAAGAAGAAGCAAUCACACAUUUUGAAAAGCUCUAUGAGAUUCUAGAAGAGAGGAAAUCAUCUGUUUUGAAAGCAAUUGACGCUUCUAAGAAACUGCGAUUAGACAAAUUUCAGACCCAAGUGGAGGAGUAUCAGGGGCUUCUAGAGAACAGCGGGCUUGUGGGAUAUGCCCAAGAAGUGCUUAAGGAGACGGACCAGUCUUGUUUUGUACAGACGGCGAAACAACUCCACCUCAGAAUACAGAAGGCUACGGAAUCUUUGAAGAGCUUUAGACCUGCGGCUCAGACUUCUUUUGAAGACUAUGUUGUUAAUACAUCUAAACAAACAGAACUUCUUGGGGAGUUGUCCUUCUUCUCUAGUGGUGUAGAUGUGCCAGAGAUCAAUGAGGAGCAGAGCAAGGUGUAUAACAAUGCUCUGAUCAACUGGCACCAUCCAGAAAAGGACAAAGCUGACAGCUAUGUCCUUGAAUAUCGGAAGGUUAACAGAGAUGAAGAGAUGCUGUCUUGGAACGAGAUAGAAGUGUGUGGCACGAGUAAAGUCGUUUCCGAUCUGGAAAGCAAUUGUAACUAUGCUUUCAGAGUAAGAGCCUACAAGGGCUCAAUCUGUAGUCCUUGCAGCAGGGAGCUGAUUCUUCACACCCCUCCAGCUCCAGUUUUUAGUUUCCUCUUUGAUGAAAAAUGUGGCUAUAAUAAUGAACGCCUCUUGCUGAACUUGAAGAGAGACCGUGUUGAGAGUAGAGCUGGGUUUAAUCUUCUGCUUGCUGCGGAGCGUAUCCAAGUGGGUUAUUACACCAGUUUAGACUACAUCAUUGGAGACGUUGGAAUUACCAAGGGGAAGCACUUCUGGGCCUUCCGCGUGGAACCGUAUUCAUACCUGGUAAAAGUGGGAGUCGCUUCCAGUGAUAAACUACAAGAAUGGCUCCAUUCUCCCCGGGAUGCAGUUAGUCCAAGAUACGAGCAAGACAGCGGCCAUGACAGCGGAAGUGAAGAUGCCUGCUUUGAUUCACAGCCCUUCACGUUAGUCACCAUAGGCAUGAAGAAGUUUUUCAUACCCAAGUCAGCCACUUCCGCCAAUGAACCUGAGAAUAGAGUUCUUCCGAUGCCAACAAGUAUAGGGAUUUUCCUUGACUAUGACAAAGGCAGAGUGGCUUUCUAUGACAUGGAUCACAUGAAAUGCCUUUACGAGCGCCAGGUGGACUGUUCGCACACGAUGUACCCAGCAUUUGCAUUAAUGGGCAGUGGAGGAAUUCAGCUUGAGGAACCCAUCACAGCAAAAUAUCUAGAAUACCAAGAGGACAUGUAGUUGAAGCACGUGAUGUGACUUAGGGUGCAAAAGGGGAGCAAAACGACGGCUCUGUGGUAACCUUCGUAACUAAUUACACAUCAUCUAAGUAGUCUGUGGCCACACUUGUAUUUUGUGUGUGUUUCUUCUUAAAUCGGAAAAACCUAAACAGUCUUGCCUCUUUCCUGUCUUCAUCCUGCCUUUCACAAACUGCGGGAGUAAAGACGCUCUCUCCUGGUUGACCCUGAAAUGGUGAAACGCUGUAACUGGAUUGUCUUUCUUUUCUUAUGAACAGGAAAUCUAAUGUAUUUAUGUCAGUCAGUGUUGCUGAUACUGAUGCUUCUUUUUUGAGGGGGAAGGGAUACAAAACUAUUUAUUAUUAUGUUUCUUUUGUGUUUGGUUUUUCAUUUGGUAUCAUGUUUAUGUCUUAAGAGAAGCUAUUUUUUAGAUGCCUUAUGGAUAGAAAUUAGUACUUAGCAUUGUGUCUUGUGUAUGUUUUUCACAAGAAAACAAAGGUAUAGUUAGUAUAAAGGCCAGAGAAAUGGUAGUAUAUUUAAAUGGGAAAUUAUGUAUUUUGAAGUGCGUAACUAAUAUUCAGAGUAUAUUCCCCAGAAAAUGAAUACUGCUUUUUUUUCUUUUGAGACGGCAAAUUGUAUUUUUAAGGAUAUUUUUAAGAGUUCGCUUACCUGUAAUUGCCCAUACCUGAUCGUGUGUAAACGUUUUUGUUUUUUGUUUCUUGUUUUUGCAGGAAACACUAAGUUCUUGGCUAGCACAAGCAGCUUUUUGCUUGGUGUAAUUUUUUUUUUUUUUUUUUAGAAAAUUUGUCUUCAGUUUUUCUUACUCUGAAAAUACCUGCGUCUGUAUCAAAUAAUUUAUUUUUCACAAAUAUUAGAGAAGCUGCACUGAUAUUUAACAUAUUUGUUCUUUGCCCUCUUAUUGUGUCCUGUGAUUUUCAUUUUUUGGCACCAAUAUUACAUAUCACAUUGCCCUGGUUUAUGUUUACAUGUUUGGAAAGUUCAUGAAAUAUUUUUAAUGUCAUUAAAUAUGUUCUAAAAUGUAGAGUAACUUACUGGUCAGUUGGAUGAUAUUUUCUAUGGCCUGUUGUUUGGCAAUAAGCAUCUGUAAAAGUCAGUAGAACUACAAGUCUAGUUUAGGAAUAAUAAUGAAAAUCAUAAUUGACUUUGUGUGUACCCUUUUAAAAGUUCUUCUGAUUUGAAGAAUUAAUACUUUGACAUUUUACAUUCAUUUUUGAAAGAUGUCCUUUAAAGGGUUUUUACUCAAACUGCUUAUUUUUUAGAAGUCAAAGUGUUCAGAAACUAAGCUGUUACACAUUGUAGCGCUAAUGAUUUUGAAAUGCUUUUGAUCUCUCUUAAUAGACCCACCAAAAUCUUAGGCCUGAUUUGGUUUCCUUGUUGUUUGCUUGUUUUUAAUAUAUAUUUUUAAGUGGAAAUCUGUUAUUCAGGCUGGCAGCAUCAAAUUGGCCUUCCCCCCCCCACCCGGAGUAGGAAGUAUCAUGGAGAAGUUGAGUGUUUAGUAGGUUUGUACCUUCCUACCGAUGAAUAAGCACUUUACGACAUAGGCUGAACUAAACAAAUAUGCAGUAUUAUGUGGAUCAUUGUGCAGUAAGACUGCUAGAGUCACGUGUGUGGUCAAGUUUGAGCCUCAAGCUUGUGUAAGCACAUAUCAUGUAAUGUAAGCAUUUUAAAUAUAAAGCUUUAAUAGGAUAGGGAAGCCACUUAAAACGUUGUAUAGUUGUAUAGAAAUUGUUCUCCGUGUUUGCUUUCAUUUUGAAUAAAAAUUAAAAUAAGUGUAA
Messenger RNA from Herpailurus yagouaroundi (jaguarundi), 3961 nucleotides. It is a transcript of the gene TRIM36, whose product is annotated as tripartite motif containing 36. The transcript is spliced from 10 exons. The record is from RefSeq and is a predicted model, not a curated record. Gene Ontology annotation, molecular function: zinc ion binding; protein binding; ubiquitin-protein transferase activity. Gene Ontology annotation, biological process: spindle organization; acrosome reaction. Lineage: Eukaryota; Metazoa; Chordata; Mammalia; Carnivora; Felidae. Bases 19 to 2169 code for a protein of 716 amino acids. Gene Ontology annotation, cellular component: acrosomal vesicle.